Messenger RNA from Aspergillus luchuensis, 450 nucleotides. RefSeq lists its product as uncharacterized. The transcript is spliced from 3 exons. Lineage: Eukaryota; Fungi; Ascomycota; Eurotiomycetes; Eurotiales; Aspergillaceae. The record is from RefSeq and is a predicted model, not a curated record. The coding region runs from base 1 to 450 and encodes 149 amino acids.
AUGAAAACUCAUCUGCCACGACUGAACGAACUCCGGAAUAGACUGGCAUCGGCUGAGAAGAAGUCGCAUUCCGGUAGCCGGUCGAAUGCCUCACACUUCACAGAAUCAGCUCUGCCAGGCGACAGGGAACCGAACGUCCAGGCCGUCUCGGGCGAUGGCAUAUUGUCCCAAGAAAACGACACAAGCGACAAAGAUGCAACGUGGGAGGUCGACAGCGUGGUCACAAUCGAGCUUCCUGAGCCUCCAAUCGACGUGCCUGAUGUGAAGGCUCUCACAUCGUUGAUCUGCGAUCUCGAAACCAGAGUCCGAAAGCUGGAAGAACAAGUGAAGGGUCAAAGCCAAGAAAAUCACCGCCUGCACAGGAGAGUGAGCAGCAUCUAUGAGAGUGUCCCGACCUGUCACACCAAAUCCUGUCGUUCAGCUCGGUACAAGGAUAUGGAAUCGGAAUGA